UGGCUACAGUCACGUAUUUCGGAGAUACAUCGUAUUCAAGAAUCGCUAUAUAAGACAAAGUAAACAUGCCGCCAAGUUCUGAUGAUUUACCAGCCAGCAGAGCAGUUCGAAUAAUCUUUCUCUCCUCAUAGCCACCAUUGUCCCCAAGAAAACCACCAGCAUCCUCGGUGACUUUCUCUCCGCAAGGCAAUCAGUCAAGAUGCAAACUCGCAACCUCCUCCUCGCUGCCUCCCAGUUGGCUCUCGGCCUUGCGGCCCCGGCCCCGCUCCCGGUAUACAACCUGCUCUCCACUCGUGAGACGCACUACAACGCCAGCCUGCCCAACAUCACAAUUUUCGCUACGGGCGGUACCAUCGCCGGCUCAGCCUCCUCCAAUGCACAGACAACAGGCUACCAAGCCGGUGCUCUCGGCGUCGAUAUCCUCAUCGCCGCUGUCCCAGAGCUGUGGAAUGUCUCCAACGUCAAGGGCGUGCAGGUCGCCAACGUGGACUCGGGCAGCAUCACCCCUGGUAUCCUCCUCAACCUCACCCGCCUCGUGCAAGAGGCUCUCGAUGACCCCUACUGCCAGGGCGCCGUCAUCACCCAUGGUACCGACACCAUGGAGGAGUCUGCCUUCUUCCUUGACGCCACCAUCAAGAGCGAGAAGCCCGUCGUCGUCGUGGGCGCAAUGAGACCCGCCACCGCCAUCAGCGCCGACGGCCCCAUCAACCUCCUUGAGGCCGUCACCCUCGCCGGCAGCCCCGCCGCUGCGGGCCGCGGCACCAUGAUCGUCCUCAACGACCGCAUCGGCAGCGCCUACUACACCACCAAGACCCACUCCAACUCCCUUGACACCUUCAAGGCCGUCGAGCAGGGCUACCUCGGCUUCUUCCUCGACAUCAAGCCCGUCUUUUACUACCCUCCCGUCCUGCCCCUCGGCCGCGCCUACUUCAACGUCACCGAGGCCUCUGAGCUGCCCGAAGUUGACAUCCUCUUCGGCCACCAAGCUCUGAACCCUGCCCUCGCCACCGCCGCCGUUGCCAGCGGUGCCAAGGGUCUCGUCCUUGCGGGUAUGGGCGCCGGUGGAUGGACCACCCCUGGCCGCAACGCGCUCAAGACUCUGGCGCAGGAGAACGGCACGCAGAUUGUUGUCUCCAGCAGAACCAUGAGUGGAUUUGUCGAGGAUGACGAUGCGCUUAACACGUACGGUGGCUGGAACCUGAACCCCCAAAAGUCGCGCAUUCUGUUGCAGCUUGCGCUUUACUCUGGCUACAGUUCUGAGCAGCUUGAGACGCUGUUCAUGUUCGCCCCUUGAGUGGGUUGGACCAUAAUGACAUUGAAUUAUGAGAUUAUGAGUACAUAGAUAUAAUAAUAGAGA
This is a messenger RNA of Colletotrichum godetiae, 1357 nucleotides long. Its product is annotated as L-asparaginase. Lineage: Eukaryota; Fungi; Ascomycota; Sordariomycetes; Glomerellales; Glomerellaceae. Gene Ontology annotation, molecular function: asparaginase activity. The record is from RefSeq and is a predicted model, not a curated record. Bases 200 to 1294 code for a protein of 364 amino acids. The transcript has a single exon.